AAAUAAGAGUGCGUCUGUGGAUGCAUUUGCUUAAUAUCUACAUUUUUGAGUAAUGAGCAACUCAGGCAGCAUCUCUGGCCAUGCCAUCACCGGUUUUCUUCUGUUUGUUGUGGUCAUCUGUGUCGGCUUCUUGCUGCCUCAUGAGUCGAGGGUGACUUACUUUCGCUCUCAAUGGAUGGUAAACUAUACCAAAACAGAGCCAACUCCAUUGCCAAAAGAUGAACUAGAAGCAUCGCUGGAGAGGCUCUCAAUGCCCAACAAGACCCUCAUCAUCGCAGUGCUCAACAAGGCAUACAUCGAACAAAACGGCAUGUUGCAGCUCUUCCUUCAGGGCUUUCGAGAAGGCCAUGACACUUGCUUUCUGAUCCAUCAUCUCCUCUUCGUUGCGGUGGACCAGGCUUCCUUCGACCAUUGCCUUGCCCAGCACCUCAACUGCUACAAGCUUGUCGCAGAUGGCGUCGACUUCUCCGCUGAGGCGUUCUACAAUUCGAACGAGUUUCUUGAUAUGAUGUGGAGGAGGACCCAAUUCCUUGGUGAUGUUCUCAGGCGUGGAUACAGCUUCAUUUUCACAGAUAUGGAUGUGUUGUGGCUACGGAAUCCGUUCUCGAAGCUACAGUAUGAAGGGGAGGAUAUGCUAAUGAGCAGUGACUGGUUCAAUGGCAAUCCCUUUGACGACUCCAACUUCUUCAACACAGGGUUCUACUUUGCGUCCCCGAACAAUGGAACUAUAGCUUUGUUCGAUGAAUGGUAUGCAUCUAAGAACUCAUCGGGAAAGAAUGAUCAAGAUACGUUGCUGCAGAUGAAGAGGGAUGGAGUCUUUAGGAGGCUGGGGCUGAAAGUUAGGUACCUGGACACAAAUUCCUUCACCUGUUUCUGCCACAAGAGUAAGGAUUUUGGUGAAGUAGUCACAGUGCACGCGAAUUGUUGUGUGACUGUGAAGGCCAAGCUUACAGAUCUCACAGCUGUGCUCGAGGUUUGGAAAGCUAACAACGGGACAUCAAAUGUGACAUGGCCGGCAGAAACUGGGUUUUGCUUGUGAAUCAACGAGUUUAGCAAGUUAAUGAAUCAGAAAGGUUGUAGCAAUUCACCAGAGAGGAAAAAAAAGGUUAUGACAAGAUUUUUUUUUUUCAGUAAGACACACCUAGGUGUGUUAUGAUUUGUAACUCAUACAAAAAUAUCAUUUUCUGCUGGAGUUCAUGUCCAAUACUGACCUAAUAAUGAAUAAAUCUCAUUUUACACCCAAAAA
Molecule: messenger RNA, 1246 nt
Organism: Zingiber officinale
Lineage: Eukaryota; Viridiplantae; Streptophyta; Magnoliopsida; Zingiberales; Zingiberaceae
Exons: 3
Coding region: 53-1039 (328 amino acids)
Source: RefSeq, a predicted model, not a curated record